Molecule: messenger RNA, 1759 nt
Organism: Octopus sinensis (East Asian common octopus)
Lineage: Eukaryota; Metazoa; Mollusca; Cephalopoda; Octopoda; Octopodidae
Exons: 1
Coding region: 684-1628 (314 amino acids)
Cellular component (GO): nucleus
Source: RefSeq, a predicted model, not a curated record
UUUAAUUUGGUUAAUGUUUUUUUUUUGUUAAGAGUAACUUCGCUUUCACUAAAUCUUGACUAUUUUUAAUUUUUGUAAUUAUUUCUCAAGUAGAUUAAUAUUAAGCUAUCAGAAAUAUAACUCUUUAUUUUUACGACAAAAAAAAACAGAAAGAAAAGAAAACAAAGCUAAGUUAUAAUUUUUUAUAUGUAAAGUAAAAAUAGAAAUUUUUAAAAAUAUUUAAAUCCUAUUUAACUGUAAAGAGGUGAAGAAGAAGAAGAAAAAGCUCGUUGAACUGGUUUUAUUAUCAAACAGCCAUAAUAAGUGCGUGUAUUUUUAUCUGCUACCAUCAGACCAGAGUCGAGUGCUUGCAGUGGUGUACGUGUUUAGAAGCUAGCAGCUAAAAACAACAACAUUAACAGAGCAGUAGCAGUGAGUGAAGCUAAGCUCGCCAGCAUCUGGAACAAAUCUAGUCUGCUGCUGUUUAUUAUUAUUAUAUGCUUUACCUGUGUAUGUUUACACAAACCUGCUGCCAGUCACUUUAACUUUCGCCAGGCGAUUAGCUCAACAACGAAAGUAAAGCACUUUUCACCUUCGAAUUUAAUGAACACCAUUUUGAUUCUUGCAAAUAGCAGCAGCAACAACAACAAUAAUACUACAAAUAUUAAUAACCAAAGAAAACCUGCAGCAAAGAUUUUUGACCUAUGACUUUCCCCAAAAUGAAGAAAAUUGGAACGGGUGCUUCAGGACAAGUGCGGCUGCAACGCCAAUCCAUGGCAGGUACAACAAAGAGAGCCUAUCAACAUCAUCACCAUCACCAACAACAGCAGCAGCACUCUUUUAAUAAGAAUGGACCAGCCAUCUCUUCUGACAACAGCUUUGCGUUAUCUACGCCAUCGAUGAAUCGGGUGGCGCAGCAGCAGCAACAACAACAUAAACUGCAGCAGCAGCACUUGCAGCAGUUAAUUCAAAAGCUGCAGUCGAACAACAACAAUAAUUCAAACAAUAUGGCUGUGUUGCCACAAAUGUAUUAUUCGUCCUAUACACAGCAGCAGCAUCAACACCAGCAACUGCAAACACCACACUUUAAUAACAACCAACAACGUCGGCACAACAGUAGCAGUAUUACUACUGCAACCACCACCACCUCUACUAAUAAUAAUAAUCAGCAGCUCCGCAGCUUACUCACACACGAAGGAGACAUUCCGUCCUUGGCCUCUACUACAACCACUAAUAAUAAUAAUAAUACCAGUCAAGUGUCAUCUAAAGCGGACACAGCUCCCUCUAGUGCUGUUCCGGGUAAUGCCUAUGCAGCGGCCAAAUUCAGUGACCCUCCUUCACCCAAAGUGCUUCCGAAACCGCCUGUUCAUUGGACUACAACGACAAAGACCACAGUUCCUUUCAAUAGUGACGACAUGGCAUUAUCGUUUCAAGCAGCGAUGGCAGCUGCCAGUGCAGCAGCAUCGAAGAGCCACAUCCCCAUGGGUAACAACAACAACAUCAGCAUCAAUAAUGUUGGUAGUAAUAUCAGUUGUGCUAGUGAUGCCAGACUGCCCUUCCCUGCUGCCCCUCCUCCUUACUGUUCCAGUUCUGCUGAUAACAUCACCAGUCAUUUGAGGAUGAUGCUCAAGUUAACAGUUCAGGCGUAAGACAAACAGACACAGACAGAUAGACAGAUCGUGGCAUAUCUGGACUCCCUCAUGAAAUAUAAAAAAUAACCAAAAAAAUACGACAAAAAUAUAUACAGAACGAAUCAGGAAAUAAGAAGAAUAAUAUAAGA